Molecule: messenger RNA, 1565 nt
Organism: Amoebophrya sp. A25
Lineage: Eukaryota; Dinophyceae; Syndiniales; Amoebophryaceae
Source: the annotation of a GenBank genome assembly
AGCCGCGAAGAAAAAGAAAAAACACUUUUUGGAUUCCCCAAAACCCAAAAGAAAAACACGAAAAGAAAACAUUAGCUGCAAAGCGAAGAAGAAGAAACGUAACCCUCCAUCCGACGUACGUACAUAAAUCAUUAUCCGUUUGUAAGCACUUUUAGUACUUUCACUACGUAAACCUCCACAAAAUGUUGGACUUGAUGACCCUCGGAUUGAGCCUCGGUGCUCAGGAGGAGCUGAACAAGGCUCGUGAGGCCCAUGGAGCUGAGCUCAACCAGGAAACUGCUGCUCCGGCUGAGCAGACCCCGACCGUCGUUAGCCAGGCUGCCGAAGUCGUUGGUACGUUUUUGUAGGUGUGGUUUGUGUUUGAAGAUUCCCUUUUUAGGUGUUGGCUCUAUUAUCCUUAUAUAUAUUUAUAAAUAUAUAUAUGAUUUCAAUCCUCUCUGUCGCUUCUCCUACGAUUAGGUGGACCUUUCAGAAGCUAAAAGAAAAACUGUUACUUCUCGUCCUCACCUCCUACCACAGAAUCCGCGUUGGCCGCUGUGGAGAGCGCCGCUAGCUCGGUUGUCGAUGCUAUGCUUCCGGGAGGCGACAUGGUUGAGACUGUGAUGCAGUCCUGCGCUGUUGAGGCUCCGACGAUCGAUCUCUCCUUGCCAUCGUCUUCUUCCUCGGUUCCGGUUGCCAAGAAGUAAAUCGUCAGUGCUUGCCGAUACAACAAGGAAAACGAACCAAAGCAAAGAGGAUAAGAAGGUAAGUAUGAUUUUGCUUGUUAGCGUCAAAAUAGAAAAUUUACGUUUAUUUCUAGUCGCUUUUGCGAAUGCUUCCUGGUUAAGUACGAGUGAGCCUUGAACGUGAUAAUCUCGUUUACAGAAUGAAGUUUUUUCCAUUUUCACUCAGGUAAAUUUUAGGAGUAAAAUCGAAGUGGAAGAUGAAGAGUAGAAAGAUGGAAACGAACUAUAAACAAAAUUAAUGAUGAUCAUGAGAAUUGGUUCGAGCAGCACUGGAAUAUUGCAAGAGCACGGUUAGAGAGCAGCAGAAAAACAGCCUUUCGGCGAUGAAGCAAGCAACACCCUUGUGCCGAGCACUUGCAUGGCGCUAAAUCGGCUGGUCACAACUUACGAGACGUGAAGUUGUAAUCGGUAACAUCAGAAUAAGCUCGGUACUAUUCUUUACAACGCUCUUCUACAUGCAAACAUCAUCUUCAGUACAAACAUCUUCAUUAUCUCUUUCGUAAGCUAACAAACUACUACGUAAUGUUCAUAAAACUCGACGUAAAUAUACUAAACCACGUAAGUAUCGCAGCGACUAAUGCAUUCAAAAUCAAAAAAUACGUCAACACUUCAAAGAAACCAAAUGAUCAUACAGUUUCGCUCAAUGACUGAAUAAAUGCACUGAGGAGUUUAGUUAUAGCGUAAUGCCAUCAAGAAAGAAUCUGCUGGACAUACGACAACUAGGAGCGAAGAAGGCAGACAGAGAUUCUGUAGCUACAAAUUUCUUGAUUCUUGAACAGCUCUGUGAAUCUUUUGACUUUCUGAAGGAGUUGUUGUACUAGGGAAAAAAUUCGAAAGAAC